CUGAAAAGCAUCAGCAUCUUUGCUACAACCAGUUGUCUGCAAACCUGCCGAAUCCAACAUUUAAAAAAAGGAACAACGACUGACUGAAGCCAUGAUCUCCACAUUACAGAAAACCAUAAGACCAUUUUGGGCUGUCAGAGGACUGCAUCGGUCUGCAGUGGAAGACUUGAAGCGCCCUGCCCCGGAGGACACCGUCACAGCCAGCUAUGGGAAGUUCAUCAGUGAAGUAAAGCCCCAACACUUGUCCCCCGUCGUGCUCCACCGCAGCAAAAGGAUGGUGCUGGACAGCAUCGGAGUCGGUCUGAUCGGGAGCACAACAGACGUGUUUGAGCUGGUGCUGCGGCACUGCCAGCACAUGUAUGCCCCUGAUCACAUCAGCUCUGUAUAUGGCCGCGGGGGCACCAGACUCUCCCCGAUACUUGCGGCUUUCGUCAAUGGAGUGGCUACUCACUCCAUGGACUUUGAUGAUACAUGGCAUCCUGCCACUCAUCCCUCGGGAGCGGUCCUUCCUGCUGUGUUAGCUCUCAGUGACAUGCUGCCUGCUAACAGUAAACCCAGUGGUCUGGAUUUCCUGCUGGCAUUCAAUGUCGGCCUUGAGAUCCAGGGCAGAUUGAUGAGAUUCUCUAAUGAGGCCCAGAACAUCCCAAAGAGAUUUCACCCUCCAACUGUGGUGGGGACCAUGGGAAGUGCGGCGGCAUGUGCUCGCCUCUUAUCUUUGGAUGACUCCCAGUGCGGUCAUGCCUUGGCUAUAGCUGCUUCUCUAGCAGGAGCCCCAAUGGCCAAUGCAGCCACUCAGUCCAAACCCCUUCACAUCGGUAAUGCCUCGCGCUUAGGGCUGGAGGCUGCUCUGUUGGCCUCCCAAGGCCUCGAAGCGAGUCCCUUGAUCCUUGAUGCCGUCGCAGGUGUGGCCGGCUUCAGCGCUUUUUAUGAAGACUAUGUGCCGCAGCCUAUACCAUCACCCGACGCUGAUGGCCACAUGUUUCUGCUAGAGGAGCAGGACAUUGGCUUCAAGCGCUUCCCUGCACAUCUGGGGAUGCAUUGGGUGGCAGAUGCUGCGGCCUCGGUCCAUAAUCUUCUUGUGGGCGUUGACCAUGGCACUGUUUCUCAAGCUAAAGUCCAAGAAAUCCUGCUCAGAGUUCCCAAAUCAAAGUACAUCAACAGGCCAUUCCCUGAGUCUGAGCAUGAGGCCCGUCACUCGUUCCAAUUCAAUGCUUGCACCGCUCUCCUGGACGGGGAAGUGAAUGUGCAGUCCUUCUCACCCGCUUCCAUGAGACGCCCUGAGCUGCUCGCUCUGCUGAGCCGUGUUCACGUUGAACAUCCCAAAGACAACCCAGCUAGUUUCAACAGCAUGUAUGGCGAAAUCCAGGUGACACUGGUUGGGGGUGAGGUUCUGAGAGGACGCUGCGACACCUUCUACGGUCACUGGCGCAACCCGCUGAGCAAUGAAAGCCUGAGGAAGAAGUUCAGAAACAACGCAGGGGCUGUGCUCCCCUCAGAGAAGGUGGAGGCGCUGAUUGAUGCAGUGGAGGAGAUGGACAAACGGGAGGACUGCUGCGCCCUUCUCUCACAUCUGCACUGAAUCCUUACAGACAGCUACACAAAUAGAUCUUAUAUAUGAUGCAAAUACUGAAACAUCUCUUGGUGAUAAUGUUUCUUGUAAUUAAUCAGUUUAUGGAGUGAUUUAUAUUGUAUAUUUGUAAAGUGCAAUCUAGUUACAUUGCAAAAGACAAUGAGAGAAUAUGUAUUGAUUAGAUGAAUUAAUAAUAAUGUAUGAAUAAAUACUGUAUCCUAUACUGUAGCUUUGGUGUUAAACGAUUAUAAAAUAUAAAUAAUCAUGGUAAUGCUCGAUGGGUGGACUUGUAAAUUCAUGUAACUAAAUACAAAAACAAAUAAAUAUAAACAAAGAAAAAAAGAUCCCUUUGAAAUGUUAAGUUUGUUUUAAAAUUGUACCAACACAAAAGAACUGUGUGGGUAAUUAAAUUGAAAGAAAAUGAAUGUGUGAGAAAAUGUUUAAUUCUAGCACAAGCGUCAGCUGUAUGAGGAAAUACAACA
Messenger RNA from Gasterosteus aculeatus aculeatus (three-spined stickleback), 2052 nucleotides. It is a transcript of the gene irg1l, whose product is annotated as immunoresponsive gene 1, like. Gene Ontology annotation, cellular component: mitochondrion. NCBI's taxonomy places the organism in Eukaryota, Metazoa, Chordata, Actinopteri, Perciformes, Gasterosteidae. The record is from RefSeq and is a predicted model, not a curated record. Gene Ontology annotation, molecular function: aconitate decarboxylase activity. Gene Ontology annotation, biological process: defense response.